Erigeron canadensis is the source of this 987-nucleotide messenger RNA. RefSeq lists its product as uncharacterized. The transcript has a single exon. Bases 1 to 987 code for a protein of 328 amino acids. NCBI's taxonomy places the organism in Eukaryota, Viridiplantae, Streptophyta, Magnoliopsida, Asterales, Asteraceae. The record is from RefSeq and is a predicted model, not a curated record.
AUGCCAUUCAAUGAAGUUCAAGAAGAUGUGGUCUUUUGGUCGAGAGAAAGAAACGUGAUAGAAAAAGGAAUUUUUUUUCAAAGCAAGGCGGAACUUGUACACGCUGUUAGGCUUUGGAACGUAAGAGAAAACAGAGAACUUAUUGUAAUGGAUACAAGGCCAACGUUUUGGAAAGUACAGUGCAUGACAAGGGGGAAGAAUUAUCGUGGUGUUCCGGACCGGGUCCCGUGUAGGUGGGUUGUAGUUGGAACAAGCAAAAACAAGUUAGGCAUGUUUCAGAUCACAAAGUGGGUGGAGAGUUACAAUUGCUAUGGAGAAAUGAUAUCUAACAACAACCGAUGUAUGACAACAAGUAUGAUUGCUUCUGAAAUUUUGCCUAACGUGCGGGACGAGUUAACUUAUAAAGUUAGACAGAUCCAGGCGCAAGUAAAAGCAACUUUCAAUGUGGAUGUGAGCUACGCCAAGGCGUGGAAUGCAAGAAGGAUAGCAAUUGAAAGGUUGUAUGGAACUUGGCCGAGUAACUUUGAUGCAUUGCCCAGGUAUGUUGCCGAAUUACAACGUUCUAACCCUGAAACUGUUGUGGAAUGGCUCCAUUCGCCAACUAGUUCAAGCCACAUACAAGAAUUCAAGUUUGUAUUCUGGGCUUUUGGACCGACGAUUAGGGCAUUCCAACGUUGUAUUCCAGUGAUCUUUGUCGAUGGCACUCAUUUGAAAGGCAGCUACAAGGGUAAGUUGCUAACUGUAGUCACGAAGAACGCCAAUGGACAACUAUUGUCAGUCACUUUUGCCUUGGUUGAUGAAGAGUCUAAUAAAAGUUGGGCAUGGUUUCUAAAUCUCUUUGAAGAGCAUGUCGGAUCGCAGCGGCAGGGUGAUUUGUGUAUCAUUUCAGACUAUCACCAAGGCAUUCGAAUUAGGGUCAUGAGUCUUACCGUACAUAGGAGUGCUCGCGAUCCCGUCAUCGAAGUACUACAGGACCUAGAAGAAUGA